AUGAAAAUCCUAAGUUGGAACGUCCGUGGUUUGGGGAAUCCACGGACAGUAUGGAGACUUCGACAUUCGCUGAAGUUAUAUAAUCCCCAAAUUGUCUUCUUCAUGAAGACAAAAAUAAUUAGGAACCAGUUGGAAAGAAUACGAAGGAGAUGUGGUUUUCAGAAUGGUAUUGAUGUUGAUUCAAACGGUUCGAGAGGAGGAUUAUGUUUGGCAUGGCGAGAUGAUGUUACUAUUAGCCUUCGAAGUUUUUCAAAAAGGCAUAUUGAUGUGAUCAUGGAAGCUACAGGUGAAGGUAACAGGAGGAGAUUUACUGGGUUUUAUGGUUCUACAUAUAUGCAGGGUAAGAAUGAGUCUUGGGAUUUGUUAAAAAACUUGAGAAAUGCUGAAGAGCUUCCAUGGUUUGUUUGUGGGGAUUUUAACGAAAUUAUGUAUGGGCAUGAAAAGAGGGGUGGCUUACCUAGAGAGGAAAGAUAUAUGGACGCAUUUCGUACAUUGUUAACAGAUUGUCAUCUAGUGGACGUGGGUUAUAUAGGGAAUUGGUUUACUUGGAAAAGAGGGAAUUUACCGAAAACGAACAUUCAAGAACGGCUGGAUAGGGGAGUUACUAAUGAGGACUGGCUAUCUCUAUUUCUUGAUGCAAUAAUUCAACAUCUCCCACAUUCCUUUUCGGAUCAUUGCCCACUUCUUAUUAAUAAAAAAAGGGAAGAUAAUGAGCGGCCAAAAAGAAGUUUCAAAUUCGAAGCUUGGUGGGUCUUGGAGGAAUCAUUUGCUGAGGAGUUACGAUAUAUAUGGGAUAAUUCAACUGGGGAGUUGGUACAAAAAUUGGAAAAGGUAAGCAUAGGCUUGACCAGAUGGGCCAGUCAAAUUCGACGUAGUAGGAAGAUAAAAAAGGAGAUGCUAACAGCUAGAUUGGUUGAGCUGAUGAAUCUGAUAGGGAUGAUGAAAAUUUGGCAGAACUUAUUGAUACGAAGAUCCAACUAG
Messenger RNA from Gossypium arboreum, 981 nucleotides. RefSeq lists its product as uncharacterized. Gene Ontology annotation, molecular function: catalytic activity. Lineage: Eukaryota; Viridiplantae; Streptophyta; Magnoliopsida; Malvales; Malvaceae. The transcript has a single exon. The coding region runs from base 1 to 981 and encodes 326 amino acids. The record is from RefSeq and is a predicted model, not a curated record.